UCAAAUCAACCAAGUGCAUAAUACAAUAGGAAGUUCUGACCUGAGUGAUUUCAGUUUCUAGGAAAAUAAAAUGGUUUCUGCAAGUGUCAAUGAAAUAAACAACAUCUCAGAAUUCGAAAGUGCGUCACUCAGGUUACGGGUAAUUUGAUUCUGUACAUCCCAUGUAUAUCUAGACACACCAGUUGAACGCCAACUCCUGCUGCGGAACCGUUCCAUUAGCUCUUUCUAGUUCGUUGGCAACUGAUCAAAACGGUGUGUUUAAAGAAUUAAGCAUCACAAAAGACUUCCACAACUGACAAGAGUUCCCACAAAGGUUUCUCCGGUGCUGCGUCAAGUUUCUCGAAGCCGUGAAGUGAUCAGUCAAGCUAUAUAUAAAGACGUGUAAAUCUCGUCCGUACCGGCAAUGCGUUGCUGCCCAAAAGAUGUUUUACUAGUUUGCUUUCUCCUUGCAACGAUGGAGCUUAGGAGUUCAGGUGAUCGACAGCAGAUAAUUUCUGAGCCAGAUGAUCCCACCAGAGUCUUCACUGGCGAGAAUGUUUCUUUGACAUGGCGCCACUACCAGUCGAGCCGUCUCACACUUUCUGAGGUAGUAUUUGGUAUUUCGAAGGCUGUUAAUCACCUGAACCCAAAACUUAUCGCGGUCAAUGCAAGGGGUUUUCCUGAAGUGAAAGAAGGAUAUGAGCCGUUUGUCAGUUGGGCAGGAAACCUGACCGCCUUCGUUGCAGUGUUUGUUCUUCAUAACGUGUAGCCCGCAGAUGGUAAUACGUUCUUUGGGAUAGCAUUCAAGUUUGGACUUAUGCACAACGAGGUUAAAGACCGAGUAUGGCUUCAAGUUGAUGCAAAACAUCCUCCAAGAAUAACCUAUGUUACUAUCCCACCCCCGGUCAGGAUUGGACAAACUGUGAGCCUUAAUUGCACGGCCAGCAGUUUACUUUCAUCCAACGUCACGUGGUACAAGGACCGUAAAGUCUUGGCUACUGGUUUUUUUAUGGCAGUGUACACGCUGGAAAAUAUUACAGAUAAGGACUGGGGACAGUUUUUAUGCGUCGCUAGAAACUCUGAUGGAGAAAAAGAGGAGAGUGUUUUUGUCAAAGUUCUCCCCGAGAGCCCAACAAUAUUGAACACAAACAAGAAAGCUUACAGCGCAAACUGGACCCUACAAUGGUCAGCAGUUUACAGUGAAGGACACUUGGUGAAGUGUUAUACAGUCUGGCACCGAACUGUACACGUGACAAAUAAUAUGAAACGUGAGGAACCAUGGUUACAAGAGAACAUUACUGGUUUUAUGUACCACAAAGAACUCACCGCUGACACGUCUUACUUGUUCGCUGUAACAGCUUGGAAUCGAUGGGGCGAGAGUUCAUUGGAGGGAGACAAAAUGUUCUCCAUAACAACCGACUUCCAAGCUAGGACAAAGAAAACGGUUUCAACAGAACCUAGGACAUCGGUAUCACCGUCCGAUAGCAGCAUGAAACAUGAUGACCCGGCCGCGGGAAAUAUUAAAACUAUCCUUUACGGAGUAAUAGGCGGUGCAUUGUGCAUACUGCUCCUUGCCUUUAUGGUCAGCUAUUGCUUAAGAAAGAAUCGUAAGAGAAGAAAUAAAAAUAGUGACAGUAAGUACUUCGUUAUGAUGCCUUCAAAGACAUCGUUUUACACUUCACGUACCGAAGUGAAGGUAGAUCAUAAUCCCUUGUUAACAUAUAGCAUGACACAUAGAAUAUUACAAAUAAGUUUGAAAGUCACUGAAUGAUGUAAAACCGAAUUAAUUAAAGACUAAGGAAGUCAAUUUCGCAAUGUAAAUAGGUACUACUACUACCACUACUACUACUACUACUACUACUACUACUACUACUACUACUAC
Molecule: messenger RNA, 1861 nt
Organism: Orbicella faveolata
Lineage: Eukaryota; Metazoa; Cnidaria; Anthozoa; Scleractinia; Merulinidae
Source: RefSeq, a predicted model, not a curated record